Xiphias gladius (swordfish) is the source of this 4783-nucleotide messenger RNA. RefSeq names its product polymerase (DNA directed), gamma (gene polg). Gene Ontology annotation, cellular component: gamma DNA polymerase complex; mitochondrion. The transcript has 23 exons. Gene Ontology annotation, biological process: mitochondrial DNA replication. Lineage: Eukaryota; Metazoa; Chordata; Actinopteri; Istiophoriformes; Xiphiidae. The record is from RefSeq and is a predicted model, not a curated record. Bases 306 to 3899 code for a protein of 1197 amino acids. Gene Ontology annotation, molecular function: 3'-5' exonuclease activity; DNA-directed DNA polymerase activity; DNA binding.
GUUUUGCUUUUGGCGACCAUCUAGCUAACAAACGUAGCGAGCGGAAGACUAAACGGCUAGUAUUUUGUUUAGUUGCCCACAACUUAGCAACAGUCCCCUUGGGCGAGGGGAAGUGUAAGUCAUUGUAAACAUACAUUACAAAACGAUGGCAUAUUAAUCCACCCGCUUGUUUUCGUCGUACCAUGCUGCAGUCGGUUAAGCUAACGUUGAAUUCCAGCACUCGUCUUCAGUCCCUUCUAGCGUCAAUGCCAAAGCUGAUCGGUGACGUUUUGACGGGAAGUCUAGUGUGAAAUCCUCAUGAGGUGAUGCUGCAUGUGUUGCGCCAUCCUCUGCAGAGGUCCCUCAUCUGUCUACAAUGGACGCGUCUACGCUCCCCGUUCUCCACCAAGCCUCACUCCCUUCAGGGCGAGGACUCCGCCGGGACCCGCCUGAACCCCCUCAACAUCCAGAUGCUGUCGAAGAACCUCCAUAAGCAGAUCUUUCGAGGGCUGGAACCAGAAUACAGAGAGGAAGAUGUGGAGCGCAGCAUUAGGCAUUUGCAGAAACACCAGCUGUGGGGGAAGGAAACGCCACUGUUGCCCGACGUGGACCUGAAACUUCCCAAAAUGUAUGGCAGAAAUAUUGAUGAGCACUUUUGUAUCUUGGCCCAGCAUCAGAGUCUUCCCUACCUUGAGGCUGCCAAUGAGCUGCAGCGGGCUGAGCUCCCUCCCAUGCCAGAGGAAUGGAGCUGGGAGGUUGGCUGGACACGCUACGGGCCCAAUGGGGAGCGUCAGAAGGUGGAUUUCCCAGAGGAGUCGGCACUAGUGUUUGAUGUGGAGGUGUGCACAACAGAGGGACAGUGUCCCACACUGGCUGUUGCUGUGUCUCCCACUAACUGGUAUUCCUGGUGCAGCAAGCGUCUGAUUGCAGAGCGAUACUCCUGGUCAAACAAGUUGACCCUUGCCGACCUCAUCCCACUUGAGACACCUAUCAACUCUUCCUACCCUCCCAGGGGCUUGUGGAAGAACAGGCUCAUAGUGGGCCAUAACGUCAGUUUUGACAGAUCUUACAUUAAGGAGCAAUACUUGCUAAAGGGUUCAAAAGUACGCUUCAUGGACACCAUGAGCCUUCACAUGGCCAUCUCGGGCUUGACAGGCUUCCAGCGAACACUGUGGAUGGCCAAUAAGAUGGGAAAGAGGAGGGGUCUUCAGGAGGUCAAAGAACACAUUAAGAAAGCCGGACAGAAAAGGGAGGGCCCCAUGAUCGGCUCCUGGGACUGGGUGAACAUCAGCAGCAUUAAUAACCUUGCUGAUGUCCAUGCGCUGUAUGUGGGAGGGCCGCCGCUGCAGAAGGAGGCCAGAGAGACCUUUGUGAAGGGCAGCAUGAUGGAUGUUAGGAACAACUUCCAGGAGUUAAUGCAGUAUUGCGCCAUGGAUGUUCAGGCCACCCAUCAAGUCUUCACAGAACAGCUUCCCCUCUUCAUGGAGAGGUGUCCUCAUCCAGUGACGCUUGCAGGGAUGCUGGAGAUGGGUGUGAGCUACCUUCCCGUCAAUCAAAACUGGGAUCGGUACCUGGAAGAUUCUCAGGACGUUUAUGAAGAGCUCCAGAGAGAGAUGAAGAAGUCUCUGAUGGCUCUAGCAGACGAUGCCUGCCAGCUGCUGCAGGAUGACAGAUAUAAAGAAGACCCCUGGCUUUGGGAUCUUGAGUGGGAUGUGCAGGAAUUCAAGCAGAAGAAAGUAGCAGCCAGCAAGAUGAAACAAUCGAAAAAAAUAGUUGAAAAACAAGUUGUUACUCCUCUUGCAGACUUGGAAGAAGAUCCAGGUCCACCAUCUGAAGAGGAGAUGGCAGGCCCUUGCCCCAGCAGGCUGGCUGUGGAGAAGCUGAAGGAAACAGUCAGUCGACUUCCUAAGAGAAGGCAACAUCUGCCCGGACAUCCGGGGUGGUAUCGUAAGCUUUGUGAAAAGAUGUCUGAGGACGACAGCUGGUCACCUGGAGCCAGCCUGAUCAGUCUACAGAUGAGACUGACGCCUAAGCUGAUGGGUCUGACGUGGGACGGUUUCCCCCUGCAUUACACAGAGAAACAUGGGUGGGGCUACCUGGUUCCUGGGCGCCGGGAUAACAUAAACUCUCAGGAGGAAAACACUGGGCCUGUGUGCCCACACAGAGCUAUUGAGAGUGUUUACAGAGAGUAUUGUGAGCAGAACAGCAAAGAGAGGCCUGAAUAUAUGGACUCCAGCCCUUCAGAUGACCUCAUGUUGACGGACAGCGCAGUGUGGGCAAAGGUGGAGGAGUUAAGUUCCUUGGAAAGUUUGACGGACGAAAAUGGAGUCAGAAUGAUGAAAAAUGGGGAGAGGAAAAAUGCAUCCCAAGAUCCAUUUUAUAUCACAGAGAAGAGUCAGUGCUACUAUCACCAUGGAAACGGGCCCUACAAUGAUGUAGAUAUCCCAGGGUGCUGGUUUUUCAAAUUACCUCACAAGGAUGGUAAUCACAACAAUGUCGGCAGUCCUUUUUCAAAGGACUUUCUGGCCAAGAUGGAGGACGGUACUCUGAGGGCAGGACGGGGUGGAACCAAUGCUACGCGAGCCCUGGAGAUCAACAAAAUGAUGUCCUUCUGGAGGAAUGCCCAUAAACGUAUAAGCUCUCAGAUGGUGCUGUGGCUGCGAAAAGGAGAGCUUCCUCAAACUGUCGUCAGAAACAAGGAGUUUGAUGGAGAGGGCCAGUACGGUGCCAUAUUACCUCAGGUCAUCACUGCUGGAACGGUGACACGUAGGGCUGUGGAGCCCACAUGGCUGACUGCCAGUAAUGCACGGCGGGAUCGGGUAGGCAGUGAGCUGAAGGCCAUGGUGCAGGUGCCACCUGGGUACCACCUGGUCGGAGCAGAUGUAGACUCUCAGGAGUUGUGGAUUGCUGCUGUGCUUGGAGAAGCUCACUUUUCUGGCAUGCACGGUUGCACAGCUUUUGGCUGGAUGACCCUUCAGGGAAAGAAGAGUCAGGGCACUGACCUGCACAGCCGCACUGCUGAUGCCGUGGGUAUCAGCAGAGAGCACGCAAAGGUCUUCAACUAUGGACGCAUCUAUGGCGCAGGACAGCCCUUUGCCGAGAGGCUGCUGAUGCAGUUCAACCACCGCCUCAGUCAGACAGAAGCUGCCAGUAAGGCCAGGCAGAUGUAUGCCUUGACAAAGGGUAUACGCAGAUACAGUCUGUCAGAGGAGGGGGAGUGGCUGGUCAGUGAACUGGGUAUAGAGGUGGAGAGGGAGGAAAAUGGAGGUAUCUCCCUGCAGGAGUUGCGGAGGAUCAGUAGACUGGCCUCAAAGUGCUCUCGGCGGAAGAGGUGGGACAUUGUCAGCCAGCGUCAGUGGGCCGGAGGUACUGAAUCGGACAUGUUCAACAAGCUGGAGAACAUCGCCCAUUCAGCCAAGCCAGCCACUCCUGUUCUAGGCUGCAGGAUUAGCAGAGCACUGGAGCCCAAGGCAGUUAAGGACGAGUUUAUCACUAGCAGAGUGAACUGGGUGGUCCAGAGCUCAGCAGUGGACUACCUACAUCUGAUGCUGGUGGCCAUGAAGUGGCUCUUUGAGGAGCACAACAUUAAUGGCCGUUUCUGCAUCAGCAUCCACGAUGAGGUGCGGUACCUGGUCUGCAGUGAAGACCGUUACCGAGCAGCGCUGGCACUUCAGAUCACAAACCUGCUUACGAGGAGUGCGUUCGCCCAUGCCUUAGGCAUGCAGGACCUUCCCCAGUCAGUAGCUUUCUUCAGUGCAGUUGACAUUGACAAGUGUCUGAGGAAGGAGGUCACCAUGGACUGCGUGACCCCCUCUAACCCCACAGGUCUGGAACGAAGAUACGGCCUACCACCUGGUGAAGCCUUGGACAUCUACCAAAUCAUCAACAUCACCAAAGGCUCUCUUAACAAAGAAAGAUAGCUCUUGUUGGACCAUGCUACUGUUGUAGGAGGCUGUGCAUCGGCAGGUAAAAGUCGAGAUCAGCGAGGAAUUGGGGGAUGUGUAUGUCAAACCGAGGAGCUCCUAAGUGUCAGCUCACUGCUUCCGCUUUUUCUGUUUUGGCUCUUGUGUCUCCUCUGCUUCCUGUGACUCUGUGGUCUGAAAGGAAUGGAAGAAGAAAUAGACACUGAAAUCUCCCCUGGCAGAAGCCUACUGGAAGUGGAGAGUGUUGAAGGGAAUUAAAUAUUAAACACUUGAAUGUAGAAGAUAAUAAUCAAACCAUUGCAUGUGGGAAAACAUUUCAGUAAUUGGCUCUGUCUGGAUGGUAUAUAAAAAAAAAAAUAAAAAAAAGCUUUAUCGACUGAUGUAAUCAAGUUAAGAGGGGGAGAAAACAAAACAAAACAAAAACACAGAGUUGACCUUUGGAGCCGCCAGUUCCAGUCUGAGAUGGCACUUACCUCUAGACUGUCGUCCCGCUCCUGAAGGGCUGCAUCCAGAGUAGCAGCGUUGAUGCGGAAAUCUCUCGAGGUGCUCAGCUUCAUGUACUGCAUUAGAUUUACCUGGACAACAUACACAGACGUUGGUGAAACACUGGAUACAAGUGGCCUGACUGAUGAAACAGCACUGAGAGUUUUCGGGGAGAUUACUGUAUUUUGCUCAAUUUUCUCUUUUGCAAGUCGCUUUGUGUAUUUUGCGAAUAGUAAUUUUAGCUUUCGAGUGAUCCAGCUCCCACAUACCUUUGAUUUCUUUGAGAGUGUGAUGAGGUAUUUCUCAUACUGUUCAAUGCUGAAGAUCAAGUCAGGGAUGGCCUUUGUCUCUCGCAGAAGCUUUGCCUACCAAGAGAAAAUAAAAAGAAUGUAAAUGUA